GCGAGAUAUCGGAGUAUAUCAAAAAUUUCAAGGAUAUAUCACUUCCAUAUAUAGUAAUGAUCAUAAAAUAAUUUGAGUAUGCUUGGUUGCAAGGUCACCUAUACUAAUUUACAGCACAAAUCCAAUAAUACAACAACCAAUUGAUUGUAGAUCCAGUCACGAAGCCUAGACGUGCUGCAUAUCUCACAUCACAAUGGCUCUUUUGAAUGCCCUAAGCCUAGUAAAUUGGCCAGCUUUGGGAUUCACAGUGCUACCCAAUUUGGGAGGGAUAGCUGGAGUUUUCAUCUCCAAAAAUCCAAUCGAGACAUGGUACAAAACGUUGAAACUACCUUCAUGGAGGCCCCCAAACUGGGCUUUCGGCCCUGUUUGGACAACCUUGUAUUGUGGAAUGGGCUAUGCAUCUUAUAUGGUCUAUCGUGAUGGAAAUGGAUUGAUGGGUCCAGCAAGGUUGCCCCUCACUGUAUAUGGGGUGAAUAUUGUUGCAAACUGGGCAUGGACUCCAAUAUUCUUUGGCGCAAAGAAUCUCAAACUAGCCUUGUAUGAGAUUCAGUUGAUUAAUGCUACUGCUCUGGGAAUGACAUACCUGUUUUACCAAAUAAACCCAAUCGCUGGACUACUCAUUGUGCCUUACUGUAUAUGGUUGACUUUGGCUACCACUCUGAAUUAUGUGAUUUACAUGGAUAACAAAACAAAGAAAAAACGAUUUAGGUCAAAGAUAAGAGAUGCAUUUCUUUCGAACAAAUGAUUCAAAUUAGAGAUGCUUUUGUCAAUGAGGAAAUAUUUAGAUAAUAAAUCAUUUUGAGAUUUGAAUCUUUUUCGUGUAUCAAAUCAUCAAGAUAUUGUAUAUGUUAAAAAUGGGUAUGAUUUCAAGUUACAAAAUAGGUAGAUUGAGAAGUGAAUUAUUCAAAACUCUAAAUUAUCUCCUAUUCAAUUUUUUUUUCAAAUCCCAUAUAAAAAUAAUACAUAGGAACUGUUCUCCAUUGCUUUUCAUCCCUCAUUGGGCCUCUGGAA
Molecule: messenger RNA, 1011 nt
Organism: Phaedon cochleariae (mustard beetle)
Lineage: Eukaryota; Metazoa; Arthropoda; Insecta; Coleoptera; Chrysomelidae
Source: the annotation of a GenBank genome assembly